Laetiporus sulphureus 93-53 is the source of this 1224-nucleotide messenger RNA. RefSeq names its product DUF572-domain-containing protein. Lineage: Eukaryota; Fungi; Basidiomycota; Agaricomycetes; Polyporales; Laetiporaceae. The record is from RefSeq and is a predicted model, not a curated record. The coding region runs from base 55 to 960 and encodes 301 amino acids. Gene Ontology annotation, biological process: mRNA splicing, via spliceosome. The transcript is spliced from 4 exons. Gene Ontology annotation, cellular component: U2-type catalytic step 1 spliceosome.
AUCUGCUUUCUUGCUCUCACUCCCACCCACUACUGUUGUUGCCUACUAUUUACGAUGUCCGAACGUAAAGUCUUGAACAAAUACUUCCCGCCAGAUUUCGAUCCGGCUCUCAUUCCGCGGAGGAAGCAGCCAAAGAACUCGCAGCAGGUGGUUCGUCUGAUGGCCCCUUUCUCUAUGCGAUGUAACACAUGCGGUGAAUACAUCUACAAGGGGAAGAAGUUCAACGCGAGGAAAGAGACUGUCGAGGGAGAGGAUUACUAUGGCAUCAAGAUCUUCCGCUUCUACAUCAAAUGCACGCUCUGUUCAGCUGAAAUCACUUUCAAGACAGACCCGAAGAAUACAGACUACGCUGCCGAGCAUGGUGCAUCACGGAACUUCGAGCCAUGGCGGGAGGAGCAGGCCGUGGAGGAGGAGGACCGGCUCGCUAAGCUCGAGGAGGAAGAGAAUAACCCGAUGAAGGCGCUCGAGAACCGAACAGUCGACUCGAAGCGCGAGAUGGACAUCCUCGACGCGCUGCAAGACAUUCGCGCACGCAAUGCCCGCAACGAACGCGUGGGCCAAUCUGUCGAUCUGAUAGAGCGCACCGGGAUGGAGGAGAUCGAGACGGAGGAAGACAAGGAGCGAAAGCGGCUCGAAGAGGAGGACGAGAAGCUCAUAAGAGAGGUGUUCGCGAAGGUCCCUGUGGCUGGUGCGGGCCCAUCUUCGAGCCGCUCACCGGAGGGGAGCGCUGCGAAUGGCGAAGCGUCGCCGCCGGCGGUGGUGACGUUGAAGCGGAAAGCGGACGGCGUGGAAUCGGACGUGCAGAGCUUGCUGCCGGAGGAGGCGCGGGCGUUGAUUUCGUCGAAGACCAAGGUGUUCGCGCCGCCGCUGCUGAAGAAGAAGAAGACAGACUUGAAGGGCACGCUAGGGAUCAAGAUCAACAAGGGGAAGGCAGUGGCGAAGUUUAAAGUUGCUGUAUAGAUAUUUUGUGGAUCACUUGAUGGACUUUUGUGUAUUCUGGACUAACUUAUGGUACUGUUCGCGCAUCAUGAUCGCACUUAUACAUUUGCAUCCCUGACGCGAGGUUUUAUUUCCCGGCGGAAAAAUGGUAGGCGUAGUCUAGCUAACGAAAGGCUAUUGUCUACAACAACGGCAAAGUAUACGUAUGGCGAGAUGGCUAUUAGUCUGUAGUAGAAUGCAUGUGUCAGAACUGGUCGUACGUAUCAAGUUUGGCAGGUUGUCCGC